CAGAACUAGAGUUGUGGAAGUUGCAUCUGCUUGCAAAAUAUGUAUGCUUGACAAUGAGCAUUGGAUCUUUAGAGACGAAUUCUUAAAAUUAAGAAUCUUGUUACGAAAAUGUCAUCACUAAGAUAAUAUGAAACAACAACUUUAUGGACACCAUUAUCUAUAAAAUUCAGAUCCCAGGAGCCACCCUAUUGGCAUGGUUAUAGAGGAGCUGGCUACUGUAGUCAGCUUUACCUGCGACUUUUCAACUACCUGGGUUUCAAUCCUACAGAAGGCAAGAAUCAUAAAUGCCAUGUUAAGCACUGUUUUAUAGUGUUUUGAAACCAGUGGGCAAGCAUGCAAACAGAAAGAAAAAUUCUAUAGUUUCUAAAAAACCUGUUUUUCGAACAGAUGUGCUGAUGAUACCAUUGUCCAGUUGGAAUAUUCAGAAGGCAAACCUAAAGCACAUUACUAUUAACAAAGAAGUUAGCAUCCAGUAUACCUGGAUUGUAUAAGAAUUGGAAGUAAACUUCAUACUGCAAUUUACCGUAAAUCAACUGGCAGCACAGCAAGAAUCUCAUUUGAUUUCUUUCAUAUUUCAUCCAGUCAACGGUGGUCCCUGCAGUGCUGUAGCCAAGUCGCCUGCCGGCCACCGGUGAAACCCACAGCACUCAACGUGUUAAACCCAAGACCUUGGUUGGUGCAGUAAAGCAUGGCUGAGGACGUGUCAUGUGUGAGGAUGCAUGUCAACAUCAGGAUUAAAUCUUUAAAGCAUUUGGAACAGAUGAAAGAACAAAAGUGGUAAUUUAAGUUAACCUGAAAGCAUGUUAAAAGAAUUCGAGAAAAAAUAUUUAACUUCUUAUCAGAUAUCCAGUCAUAAUAAAAAAUUGUCCAAGAUUUAAUAAACACUGAUCCAGAAUUAUUAGAUUCUGGUCAUAACUUGAGUGAAAAGUGUGAGCAAAAUAUCAGACAUUUGAACUAUAAAAAAAAAUCAAAAUAGUUUGGUGCAUUUAAGUUUAGACAAAAAAGCAAUGAGUUCAAAGCUUAGACAUAUUGACAGCAGAAUUUCUGCCUCGAAUAAUAACAGUGAUCUUUUGCUUGAUAGUAAUGAAGGUCAUAUUUCAGAAGAAAGUGAGCAGCAUAAUAAAAAUUUGUCACAUGGUAAAAAAUGGCAAAGAAAAUCUUAUUUUUCACAUUCUCUGGCCAAAGAUCCAGCUUUGCAUCCUAAUUGUCUCAGUGAUCCAUUUCGAUCAGAAUUAUCUUUACAGGAGGAAGACCUGCGUAGUUCAAAAAUUAAAAAUGUGAGUCAAAAUUUCAAAUCCCGCUGCUUGAAAACUAAGCACAGGAGACAAUCGAAACGUAUUCGAUAUUCUCCACUAGCUUAUUGGAAAAAUGAAAGAAUUCAAUAUCAGUUUUUGAAAAAUGGUGACAUUUCCAUUUUAGGCGUACAGAAAAGUUUACCAAUAAAUAAAGAGGGGGAAACUCAUGCUAAAAGAAAAAAAUUUAAAGCUUCUGGUAAAAGAAAAGAAUUUAAUGAUAAAAUGGAAAAUAAAGAUUUAGCAAGAAUCACAGUUUGGGAUAACUCAACUUGUACGGAUGUAGAAGCUAAUGUAAUCAGACCGUUUAGCUCACUCGAAUGGUAUUAUCCUAAUCCAAAUGAACCUGAUAAUGAUGACUAUAUUUUAGCUAUAAGUUUCCAAUGUUCCCAUUCAACUUGGGGCUUUAUAAAAAUAAAACCAUUUUGUCAGAAACCUGGUCAGUUUCACCCUGGAGUAGAUAUCCACUUUGUUGUAAUUAAAGGUAAAGUUGAAGUAAGCGUUCAUACAUCAAAAUUUUUACUAAGUGGAGGUGGAUCAUUUGUUGUACCAGAUGGAAAUAUUUACAGCAUAACUAAUGUACAUAAAUCAGAUGCGUGCCUAGCAUUUACCUAUACCUCGGACCGAAUUCGGAAUAGUAAUAUUUCAGAAUAACAUCAGUAUGUGUGCCUUAAUAAUGCAUUAAGUUCUUCCAUUUCUUCUUUUGCCUAAUAUAGUAUUUUCAGAAAUUCACUGUAUUAUAUGUGUACAUGACUUUUUACUAUUCCAUAUCUAAUCAUGUCUUUGUACGUAAAGAUGCAUUUUCCUAAACAUCAAGAUAGCAAAUAUGAUAUAAUAAAAUGAUAUUUCUUAAAUCAUUAUUUUGUAAAAUUACAUUUUGAAACUUCAUUUUUAAAUAAAACUUAUAUAUUCUGUAUGGUUUUGUGUUUAUUCAUUUUACCAGAUGGAAAUGCUUAUAGCAUAGCUCAUGUUUAUAUUACAUCCAGUGCACUGCUUGUAUUUACCACUACCAUGUAUGCAAUUUUGAAUAAUAUUUCAAAAUAGCUUCAGUAUGUGUGUAUUUAUAAUGUAAUAAGUUGUUCCAUUUCUUUCCCAAAUAAUUUUCAGAAGUUCUCUUUAUUGUAUGUGUACAUGACUUUUAUGUGUUCCUAAAUAAAGGUGCAUUUUGCUUAACA
Molecule: messenger RNA, 2467 nt
Organism: Stegodyphus dumicola
Lineage: Eukaryota; Metazoa; Arthropoda; Arachnida; Araneae; Eresidae
Biological process (GO): attachment of mitotic spindle microtubules to kinetochore; kinetochore assembly; spindle attachment to meiosis I kinetochore
Cellular component (GO): kinetochore
Molecular function (GO): centromeric DNA binding
Source: RefSeq, a predicted model, not a curated record